This is a messenger RNA of Cyphomyrmex costatus, 1696 nucleotides long. RefSeq names its product Cyclic-AMP response element binding protein B (gene CrebB). Gene Ontology annotation, biological process: regulation of transcription by RNA polymerase II. Gene Ontology annotation, cellular component: nucleus; transcription regulator complex. The record is from RefSeq and is a predicted model, not a curated record. NCBI's taxonomy places the organism in Eukaryota, Metazoa, Arthropoda, Insecta, Hymenoptera, Formicidae. The transcript has 8 exons. Gene Ontology annotation, molecular function: DNA-binding transcription factor activity, RNA polymerase II-specific; RNA polymerase II cis-regulatory region sequence-specific DNA binding; protein binding. Bases 103 to 1017 code for a protein of 304 amino acids.
GAGUUUUGACGUGGCUGCUACGUACCUGCCCGACUGCCCACUCCGAUUGCAGCAAACUUGGUGACGAGAAAUACGUAACUGAGCUCGCGAGGUAGUCGGGCUAUGGAAAGUAUGGUCGAAGAAAAUGGAUCAGCCGUCGAUCCGUUGUCUGUGCAGGGCUCCCAGAGCGACGCAGCGCCAGCAAUCGCAACCUCGGUACAAUCUAUCGAUAGAACGCAUCAGCAGCAAACUCAUCACCUGGUAGCUUCUACCAGCAUUGUGCAACUGACACUACCUACGUCAGGAACAACACAGGUGCAAUCAGUCAUACAACCCAAUCAACAAUCCGUGAUACAGACCGCCACAAACAUACAACCCGUCGCAAUCUCCAAAGGAAACGUUAUUCUGGUUAGCAAGCCCAACUCCGUUAUACAAACUGCACAAGGCAGUCUACAGACGCUUCAAGUGGUGGAAACUGGUAGUGACGAUAGUUUCUCAGACGAAGAUUCACCUAAGAAGAGGAAUAUUCUAACUAGACGACCGUCUUACAGAAAGAUUCUCAACGAUUUAGGUGGAGGGGAAAUUACAGACGGUCGUUUGCCCCCCUUAGAAUCAUCCUCCGAGUGUGAUUCUAACGUGGACAGUGAAGUGUCUUCCCAUUCGCUCCAUUAUCAAACAGUAAUUCCUGCCGGUACUAUUCAAAUUGCGACCCAAGGGGAGGGAGUUCCGGGGCUUCACACGUUAACUAUGAGCAAUGCGGCGACAGCGGGUGGAGCUAUAGUGCAGUAUGCACAGGGCCAGGACACUCAAUUUUUUGUCCCAGCUUAUACAGGUCACGGAGUAGUAGUGGAGGAUGCGGCACGAAAGAGAGAGUUAAGGUUGCUUAAGAACAGAGAGGCGGCGCGUGAAUGUAGAAGAAAGAAGAAGGAAUAUAUAAAGUGCUUAGAAAAUCGUGUUGCGGUGCUGGAGAAUAGAAAUCAGACGCUAAUCGACGAACUGAAAUCGUUAAAAGAAUUAUAUCAACAGAAAACCGACUGAGAUUGGUGUUUAAAACCUGCGCGACAGUGUAUCAAAACUAUUAUUCAGUCGAUGAACCUGUACAUGUCUUGUUUGUGUACAUUAUCCUAAAUGUUGCUAGGGGUAAGCGAUGGUGAUGUACAUGCAUUCUUAUAGAUAUUUCUCUGUAACAUACUGUAUUUAAGUACGAAUAUGAAGGCUUGUGAAACUUGCUGUUACUAAAGCGGGAAGCCAAAGUUAUAUGAGACACGGAGGCAGCAAACACGUAGGCAAUAUUUCGUAUAUCGGUCUCUAUUUUGGAUAAACACAGCGCCUGAUUUACUUAGAAUCUGCGCACUCGAAAUUUCAACCUUAUAGGCUGGUUAGAUCGCAUUAAUAAUAUAACUGGCAAAUGAUGUUCGUGUUUGUUUAGCAUCACUGUCUACCGACCGUUUGUACUAGAUGAAGGCGUGUCUUGCUUCAUUAUGACACGCUACAGUUUAUUUCUUUAAUAUACAAGGUGAUUUUUUUAACCUGAAACUUUCAAAUAUCUCGAAAAAUAAGCACAUUAAGAAAAAAUGUUAAGAAUCAAAAUUUCAUCAUUCCGAGGAUGACAUAUACUGACUUUAAAAUCAGCCCCCCUGGGCGGAGAAGGGGGGCAAGUUUGAAAUCUUAAAUGGGAACCCCUAUUUUUUAUUGCAUAUUUGAAAUCUUUGACUAA